GCAGUGGGACUGACCCACACCCCCUGUAAGACAUGCAGAGUUAUGUGGAACACCAGGAGAAGCAGUGAACUUGUGCCCACCUGGUGCCUUGCUCUGCGCCCAGGCAAGGUGAUGGACAGCAGAGCAGAGAUGGAGGUUGUGAGAAGCACGAAGGGAAAUGCCACUGGGGAGGUCAGUGUCCAUGUGGUGACCACUGAGAGCACUGUGCAGAGCACCCACCUGCCAACAACUGCCUUCAUCAUACCAGCCAAUGCUGCCACCAUCAACCUUCCCACAAGCACCUUGGAAAUUCAGCGCUUCCCCCGGGACCCACAGAGGAGCACAGGGGCUGAGAGGCCAGAGAGGGCAGCAGGGAGUGAGCCCAUCACAGCCACUGUCAUCCCCCAGAUCAGUGGGGUGCAGGCCUGCAGCACAGUCCGUGUGCUGGAGUGGAAGGACGGAGUGGCCACUCUCCCUGGGAGUAACCUGCGGUUUCGAAUCAAUGAGUACGGGACACUGAAGGUGGUGAGUGCUGACAAGAUGCCUCCAGUGGAAGCUAUAAAGGAAGGUCACACAGAGAAAGAUGGGGACUCAGAGGUGACACCUGCCAGCAGGGACAAUCCUACUGUGGCUCAGGAUGUGCCAGAGCAGACCAAGCUGCCCCCAGCAGAAAGCACAGUGUGCCACUGUGACACCUGCGGCCGCAGACACGUGUCGGAUGGAGGCCGCGAGGGGAGAGGCUUCUGCAGCGAGCACUGCCACCAGCAGUUCAAGGAGAGGUCUGUCAUUGUGGAGAACUCUGCCAGCAGCACCACCGCUGCUGAAAUCCUCAAGCCAGUGAAGAAGCGGAAGCGGAAGGAUUACCAGAGCCCUUCAGAGGAAGAAUAUGAAUCUGAGCAGAUGGAGGAAAAGCAGGAAGAGAGGAAAAGCUCCACAGGAGACUCUGCCACCAGCACCGUGGAGGCUGAAGGGUGGAACGGCAGCCAGCACGGUGCCAGUGAGGAGAAGAAAGAAGGCUGGUCUUGGGCGUCGUACCUGGAGGAGCAGAAAGCUGUGGCUGCCCCUUUAGAUCUCUUCCAGGAUUACCAAGUAGCCUCCCAGCACAAGAAUGGCUUUAAGGUGGGGAUGAAGCUGGAGGGGAUCGACCCGCAGCACCCGUCGAUGUACUUCAUCCUGACUGUGGCUGAGGUGUGUGGGUACCGCAUGCGCCUCCACUUCGACGGCUACUCUGAGUGCCACGACUUCUGGCUGAAUGCUGACUCCCCUGACAUCCACCCUGCUGGCUGGUUUGAGGAGACAGGGCACAAACUCCAGCCCCCAAAAGGGGUUGUAGGUUUUAAGGAGGAAGAAUUCAGCUGGACAAACUACCUGAAGAUAACAAAGGCUCAGGCAGCUCCCAAGCACCUCUUCAUGAUCCGAAACAUUCACGAGGCUUCCCCAGGCUUUGAGGUGGGCAUGAAGCUGGAGGCCGUGGACCGCAUGAACCCUUCCCUCAUCUGCGUUGCCACAGUGACUGACGUGGUGGACAAUCGCUUUUUGGUGCACUUUGACAACUGGGAUGAUACUUAUGACUAUUGGUGUGAGCCCAGCAGCCCGUACAUCCACCCGGUCGGAUGGUGUCAGGAGCACGGCAAACCCCUCACACCUCCUCAAGAUUAUCCUGACCCCGACAACUUCACCUGGGAAAAGUACUUAAAGGAAACUGGAGCAUCUGCUGUCCCAGCUUGGGCCUUCAAAGUGCGCCCUCCCCAUGGCUUCCUGGUCAACAUGAAGCUGGAAGCAGUGGACAGGAGGACUCCUUCCUUCAUCCGAGUGGCCAGUGUGGAGGAUGUGGAAGACCACAGGAUAAAGAUCCAUUUUGAUGGCUGGAGCCACGUCUAUGAUUUCUGGAUUGAUGUGGAUCAUCCAGACAUCCACCCCAUAGGCUGGUGCUCAAAAACUGGACACCCUCUGCAGCCUCCUCUCAGGCCAAAGGAACCAGCCUCCUCUGCCCAUGGGGGCUGCCCAACCUUGGGCUGCAAGAGUGUCCCUCACACCAAGAGCUCCAAGUACAGCUUUCACCACAGGAAGUGCCCCACGCCGGGCUGCGAUGGGUCGGGACACGUGACGGGCAGGUUCACGGCGCACUACUGCCUGUCGGGGUGCCCGCUGGCGGAGAAGAACCAGGGCAGGCUGAAGGCAGAGCUGUCGGACAGCGAGGCCUCGGCCCGCAAGAGGAGCCUCAUUGGCUUCCCGCAGCGGAAGAAGUCUCGGCACCACGGCAGAGGGCGACCUCCCAAGUACCGGAAGAUCCAGCAGGAAGACUUCCAGGCCAUUGCUUCGGACACCGUGCACCCGUCGCUGUUCAUGUCGGCGCUCUCCGCACACCCCGACCGCUCGCUCUCGCUCUGCUGGGAGCAGCACUGCAAGCUGCUGCCGGGGGUGGCUGGCAUCACGGCCAGCACGGUGGCCAAGUGGACCAUCGAUGAGGUCUUUAGCUUUGUUCAGACUCUGACGGGUUGUGAGGACCAAGCCAAGCUCUUCAAGGAUGAGAUGAUCGAUGGUGAGGCUUUCCUCUUGCUGACACAGGCUGACAUCGUCAAGAUCAUGAGUGUCAAGCUGGGCCCGGCACUCAAGAUCUACAAUGCCAUCCUCAUGUUCAAGAACGCUGAUGACACCUUGAAGUGACUGUUCUUGGCCCAACUGGGACCCUCCCUCAAGCACCGGUGCUGCCAAACUGUCUGGUCAGGACAGAGACUCCCCCAGCCAGCUGCAGCUCCUCAUGUCCUGCUCGUGUCCUCUCAGAUGCCACAUCUCUGCUGUCCCACCCGUCCAUCUCCCUCCCUUUCCCCUCCACUCCACGCUGCCCUUCUCCUCCAGCCCUCGUGGGUCUGGCCUGUCUCAGUGUGGCAGCUGCCCACGUGCUGCUGUGCCUGUGCUGCCUGCAGGCUGCUGAGGGGAGGGGGAGCAGUGUAGAGGGUGUAGCAGUGAGGGGCUGACGCCUCUACUCGAGUCACUCAGCUAAGGGAAGGGACUGACAGCCCCUGCACCUGCUUGCACCCGUUCAAAGGCUGCUCUUGGCUUUGCCCAGCAGCUGAGGGAGAUGUUGGGGGUUUCUCCCCUGGGUGCAUACCUCGGGGGGCUUGUGCUGACAUCAUUUCCAAGAGAUGCUCUCAAGGAGCUUCUGCUCACUUUGCCUUUCCUCUCUGAAUACUUUUGACUUGCCCUUUUAAGGCCAGAUGAUGGCUUUGCUUUGGCCCUUCAGCACUCUGGGAACUAGUGUCCCACCUCUCCCCCAUUCCAGGGAGCACCAUUUUCUGCCUGCUGCUCUGCCCACCAGCAGCACUGGGGCUUCCUCCCUCUCCAGGGUAACACAGCAGCCCCAAGGCCCCUCGGGGCCGGGGCAGGAGAGGUGCAGAACAAGCCCUAUUUCCUCUUGUGCUUCAGGCUGCCUUUGCCAGCACGUCUCUAGGAGACAGGGUGCUUGGUUAACUUCUUCCCUCUGCAGCCAUUAAAAGGUCCCCUGCAAAGGAGAGUCAGGCCCUCUUCAGUGUGAGUGUUGGGAGCAGAGGCAGCUGCCAAGGGCAAGAAGUAUCUGUUUCUCCUUAGGCAGGUCCAGGGCUCGCUUCUGAAGGUGUGCCUGAGUUGUCUGACUCCAUCCUCCAAGCUGCCUUCUCCUCCUUUUUGCCCCCACGAGGCCCCCAGAUUUUACAGAACAGCAUCUUCUGCCACCCAGGUAUUCCUUACUUGCAGAGCUAAAAGAAAUGCAGCAGUUAACUGGAGUGCUUUUCUGUCCUUUUAUUAGCACAGCACCUUUUUCACCAAGGCUGCAGGCACUUUGGCAGUGCUCAUGUGACACUGUCCCUUGCAGUGGAGGAGAGGCUGAGCAGGUCAGGAUUGCAGGGCCAGGAAAGCCAACGUGGCUGGGAGGCCGUGGCAGGGUCCCAGGCAGCCUGGGGCAGUGCCUGUGUCUCCUGGCAGUGCCCAUGCUGUGCUCUGUCCUCGCUGCUGUGGGAGCAGUGGUGUGGCAGUGCCCAGCUGCCCCAUGGGCCUUCCACAGCCUGUGGUGAGGUGAUCCAAGUCCCCUGGACAUUUCCCAGUCCCAACAAUGACGUAUCAGUAGCAAAACCAUCCCCCCUCCCUUUCCCAGUGCCCAAAGACAGGGAUGAAGGGACCUUAGCAAGUGCACCAGCACUGCCUUGGAAGCUGCUGUCACACCUGGGUCAAUCUGUUCUAGACUUCCCAUGGAAAUGUAGCAUUUUGACUCUUAACUGAAUAUUUGGGGUCACAUUUGACCUGCUCUUGAAACAUCAGCUGCUUGCUCUCUUCACACAGGACUUGCAAGUCCUCGUGUUUGUUUCUCAGUGCUUGGGUUUGAUUUCAGCAGCUCUGCCACUCCUUCCUGCCCUUCCAAUUCUUCAAGCACUGCAGUGUCAUCAGCUGGAGAGAGAGCAGGAGUGGGAUGGAACAGCCGUGUCCUUGGGGCCCACACUCACCCCCCAAAUCACCCCUGAGCUGCAGUGAAUGGUCCUGAAGCUGAUCCUUUCAGCUGGUGGGGAGUCUCUUUCAGGGCCACUGUGUGCUGGGGGAGGAGCCCAGGGACCCUCAUCUGCCAGGCUCCAUGCGACCAGGACCGAGCCCUUUGUGCUGGAGAGGCUGCCUGGCACACGAUGUGGCUGCUCAGCAUCCCAAAAGCAUCCUGUUGUCCUCAGCUCCCAGCCUUGGGAUGUCCCUCCUCCUGGGGGGAAGGGCCCGAGCACCAACCCUGGCUGCAGGCAAGAGGAGCUGAGAGUCAGAUGUGAAACUGGUGGUAAGGUUGGAGAGGCUGUGCCUGGCAGCACGGCCCCGGGCUGGGGGUGAGCUGGGGCUCACUCGGGCUGCCAGCUCUGAGCUCUGUGCAGGGAGCUGCCCUCAGAAGGGCCUGGCUGGAGGGGGAGGUGAGGGUCUGUCACACCCUGUGUGUGUGUGAGGGUCUGUCACACCCUGUGUGUCUGUGAGGGUCUGUCACACUCUGUGUGUGUGUGAG
Molecule: messenger RNA, 4984 nt
Organism: Colius striatus (speckled mousebird)
Lineage: Eukaryota; Metazoa; Chordata; Aves; Coliiformes; Coliidae
Gene: L3MBTL1
Product: L3MBTL histone methyl-lysine binding protein 1
Exons: 22
Coding region: 43-2646 (867 amino acids)
Biological process (GO): regulation of DNA-templated transcription
Cellular component (GO): nucleus
Molecular function (GO): zinc ion binding; protein binding
Source: RefSeq, a predicted model, not a curated record